CAUCUGCUGUAUCAAUUUAAGAGAGCCUGUGAAGAGAGCCCAGGAACCAUUCACAUUUCACAUUUCACAUUUCACCCAUUGCCCUAAAAAUGUGUGCAGUAAAUGUGAGAUAGAGAUAGAUACGAUAACUGCAGAGCAGGAAUUGUUCAAUUAAUGUGGAUGAGAGCGUUGUUUAAAAAAUAAUGGAUGAUAGCAAAGUGACAAGCAAUAAAAAAACAAAUUAAAUGAUUAUUAUUAAUAAUUACUGUUGGUGAGUGCAAUUUAGGAGAUGGGCUUCAUAAAGUACAAGGAAAGCAAAACACUUCGGUGUAUGUACGAACUGUUAUUUUCUCUUUUUUUCAUUUGGGUAUUUACGGGUCAGGUCUGGUAGACCUCUGCCAUUUAUUUCUCUGCCCAUCAUGUAGGUGUUGGGUGUUUGGUGGUGGUAUUGCUGAAAUUGCAUGAGAAAUAGCAAGAUAUUGUGAUUUCAUAAAAAAGUUCUGGAGGAUUAACUAGGAUUGACCUUGUAAAGCAGAGGGGUCAUCGGUCACCAGUCACCAGUCACCACCGCAUUGGAUGACGUUAGAGGAGAUGAAUUGAUGGACGAGGGUACAAACAAUGGCCUCCAAUGUCACUGCAGGAAUGCUAUCAAUAGUUUCUAAAAGUCUGGAUUUAUCGGAUCUCAUGCUUUGAGUCCAUUUUUCUGUACCAGUAAGUGAGAGUGGGUAAUCAGUUUAAGGAUUAGAAAUGAUCAAACAGAUACUGGGCAGGCUUCCCAGAAAGCCUUCCAAAUCAGAUAACAACAACAGCAGCAUCAACUCUCAUACCAACAAUAAUUACGAUGUGGGUGUGGCAAAUAUUGGCGCUCCAGCGCCCUCAUUACCGGGAAGAAGCGGGUCUUUGUCAGCUUACAGUAACGCCAAUGGCAGCAGCAGCAGCGGCAACAACAAUAACAGUAGCAGUGUUGCAUCAUGGCCCAAUGCAGGCAAGAAGAUGGCGUCAACAAUUUACCCAGCAAAUGGAACUACCUAUGAGGCCCUGGCAUCCUUCAGAGAUGUACCCACUUCGGAAAGACAGAACCUUUUUAUCAGUAAGUUAAAUCAUUGCUGUGUUGUUUUUGAUUUCAGCGACCCUAAUAAGAAUAUUAGAGAAAAGGACAUCAAACGGCAGACGCUUCUGGAACUGGUGGAUUACAUAACAUCUGGCAGUGCUAAGUUCACUGAGCCGAUGAUGGAGGAAAUCAGCAAGAUGGUGACUGUUAAUUUGUUCAGAAGCCCACCCCCUUCCUCCCAUGAAAACUCAGGCAUGGAGGGCUUUGAUCCAGAAGAGGAAGAGCCCACCAUGGAGCCUGCAUGGCCCCACUUGCAGAUUGUCUAUGAAUUCCUAUUAAGAUUUGUGGCUUCCACUGAUACAGAUGCCAAGCUGGCCAAGAGAUACAUCGAUCAUUCUUUUGUUCUCAGACUGUUGGAUCUCUUCGAUUCCGAGGAUCCCCGAGAAAGGGAAUACCUUAAGACCAUCCUGCACCGAAUAUAUGGGAAGUUUAUGGUGCACAGACCGUUCAUCAGGAAAGCCAUUAAUAACAUCUUUUAUAGGUUUAUAUUUGAGACGGAAAGGCAUAAUGGAAUAGCAGAGUUGCUGGAGAUUUUAGGCAGUAUUAUCAAUGGCUUCGCAUUGCCAUUGAAGGAAGAGCAUAAGCUCUUUCUUGUGAGGGCACUCAUUCCUCUCCAUAAACCCAAGUGUGUCUCUAUGUACCACCAGCAGCUAUCUUACUGUAUCACCCAGUUUGUAGAGAAAGACUUUAAAUUAGCAGAUACCGUCAUCAGGGGAUUACUCAAGUACUGGCCUAUUACAAACAGCCAGAAGGAGGUGAUGUUUUUAGGAGAAUUAGAGGAAGUCCUAGAAGCUACCCAAGCAGCUGAAUUUCAGAGGUGUAUGGUACCUUUGUUUCGGCAAAUCGGGCGUUGCCUCAAUAGUUCUCACUUUCAGGUUGCUGAACGGGCUUUAUUUCUGUGGAACAAUGAUCAUAUUGUUAGCUUGAUUGCACAAAACAGGCAUGCAAUUCUGCCUCAAAUUUUUCCUGCAUUGGAAAGGAAUACUACAAACCAUUGGAAUCAGGCUGUCCACAAUCUAACUUUGAAUGUAAGAAAAAUGUUCCUGGAGAUGGAUGAAGAGCUAUUUCAAGAAUGCCAGGGUAAGUUUCACGAGGAGGAAGCAAAGGCAAAACGAGUACAAGAAAUGCGUGAAAUGACAUGGAAACGCUUGGAAGCAGUUGCUGCUUCAAGAGCUGUAAGUAAUGAAGCAGUGCUUGUAGCACAUCCAGCUGGUAGCAAUGCUUCUCUCAGCCAGAGAGCUACUGUCGGAAGUUGAUCUUCUGUAAUUAUUUAUUAAUUUGUUGGUCAGGGAAGUGGAAGUAAUGAAGGGAACAUUUGGUACUUUUUCAACAUCUCUUCUUCAAAGUCUAAUGACAUGCAGGAUUGUAUCGUUACUCUUUUCUGAACAGUGAGCUUGAGCUUGUCUUUGUUACAGGUAGGGUGUUCUGUAAAAGGUCCAGGAGUUUGAAGCUUGGACCAUAAUGUGCACGAUUGGAAAUUUCUCUUCCAUUCUUCAAUUCCAUAUCCUCUUUGAGACAUUUAAGGUCGUUGGUAAGGAAGAACUAGUUGGAAAGGGGUUAUUCAUGCAGUCACUAGUUAGUCUGUAAAUCACUUGAAGAUAAAUAUAUAGAAGUUUAGGUUUUAGGCUGUACCUUUCAGAUUCCAACUAUGCUUGUAACUUUGUUUUGGCCCUGGGGAUAACAAAAAUGUUCUCUACCUUGAUAUUGAGAGCUAUAGCUACCUUUGGGUUUAUGUUUGUAGAGAAUGAUGUAUAAAGCGUAUAUCCUGGUUUGGAUUCAUACGCUGCUGUUGCUAAUAUAUUUACAUGGAAUUCUUUUGGA
Molecule: messenger RNA, 2911 nt
Organism: Cryptomeria japonica (Japanese cedar)
Lineage: Eukaryota; Viridiplantae; Streptophyta; Pinopsida; Cupressales; Cupressaceae
Product: serine/threonine protein phosphatase 2A 59 kDa regulatory subunit B' gamma isoform
Exons: 2
Coding region: 727-2346 (539 amino acids)
Biological process (GO): signal transduction
Cellular component (GO): protein phosphatase type 2A complex
Molecular function (GO): protein phosphatase regulator activity
Source: RefSeq, a predicted model, not a curated record